This is a messenger RNA of Eimeria tenella, 519 nucleotides long. RefSeq names its product DNA polymerase, related. NCBI's taxonomy places the organism in Eukaryota, Apicomplexa, Conoidasida, Eucoccidiorida, Eimeriidae. The transcript is spliced from 2 exons. The coding region runs from base 1 to 519 and encodes 172 amino acids. The record is from RefSeq and is a predicted model, not a curated record.
AUGAGGGUUUUGUACGACUCUUUCUUUGCACAGACUCUGCGGGAACAGCGGGGCGUGCUGUGGAGCAGCAGCAGCAGCAGCAGCAGCAGCAGCAGGUGGGAAGUGGGUGCUGUGCUGCGCAGCAAAGAGACAGAUAUUGGGGGCCCCUAUUUGUCUCCUUCUCGAUACGCCAACUUCGAUUUUGAAGAGACACAAAACCCUAAAACAAACCCUGGAAUCUACAGGGCCAUUUGUUACCAGCUCGCCCUCGGAGACUCCCUGAUAUUCAAUAGCAUUCGCCUAGCGGAUAAACUGGACCCCGAAUUUUUGAGUGCUUCGGAUUGGCUACGGUCAGAAGGGGAUUCUCUUGCUGCUGCUGCUGCUGCUGCUGCUGCUGAAGAUGGUGAUGCAGCAGAGCCAGACACAGCAGCAGCAGCGACAGCAGCAGCAGCAAGAGGGCAGCCAGCAGCUGAGUUGGCGCUCGAGGGCUUCCAUUCGCCCACGCAGUUCUCGCCGGCAGCGUUCAGGGUAAGGCCCUAA